AUGGAUAAUAAAAAACUCCCCCUAGAAGAACAAGAAAUUGAUUAUGAAGCUGAAAGUAUUCAAGUUCCGAAAGGAGAUAUUGAAUCAGUCAGAAAUUAUCCAGCGAUGUAUAUUGGUUCGACUGAUGAACAAGCAGUGGCCGGUUAUUGUAGCCAAAUUAAAAUAACCCUUUCCGCUGACCAAAAAACAAUCACUGUCGAAGAUGAUGGUCGUGGUGCUCCAAUUGAAAAACAUCUCAUCAUCAAAAAAAACUCUUUAGAAACUAUUUUUACCAUUCUUCAUGCUGGCGGUAAACUGAAAAGCAAAGUCUACAAAACUUCAGGAGGAUUACACGGAAUAGGAGUAACUGCCGUUAACGCCUUUGUAGAAUGUCGCCAGCAAUUAGAAGAAUUAAGAAAACAAAUUAAAGAAUGUAAAAAUUGUAAGGAAAAAGACAAAACAGGCAUAGUUGAAUUCCGAGAAGGCGAUUUAAUAAAUUCACAAAUCAUUGAUACUCCGGGAAGACAUAGUGGAAUUACGGUUACUUUUACUCCUGAUCCAAAAAUUUUUCCUGAGUUUACUUAUUUCAAAAUUGAUACUAUUCAAAAUCGUUUAAAAGAUUUGGCUUAUCUUAAUCCUAAUUUAACUUUAAUUUUUUAUCCUUCUCCUGAUGCUGCACCAAUUACUUAUCAUUUUAGUAGUGGCUUAGCUGAAAAAUAUGACAAUCUAAAAUUAAGUAUAAAAGCCGACGACAUUUUAGAAGGGUUAACUGCUGUUUUGUCUAUUCGGGUGAAAGAUCCCCAAUUUUCCGGUCAAACUAAAUAUCGUUUAGCAAUGACUUCUGUGCGAGAAGUAGUUAAAAACAUUACUUACGAUUUGGUUAAAAAAUUCCUUCAAGACCACGGCAACAGUGCCGAAGCCAUUAGUAACAAAAUUAUUAUUACUGCCCAAAAUCGAGCCAAAUCCGAAGAAUAUCAAAAGUCCCUUCGUGAAAGUAGCCGAGGAGCAGUUUUGCCCGGUAAAUUAGCCCCUUGUAUUUCUAAAGAAGCCGCCGGCAAUGAGUUGUUUAUUGUGGAAGGACAAUCCGCUGGUGGUAGUGCCAAACUAGCUCGUGACCCUAAUAACCAAGCCGUUUUACCAGUCCAAGGAAAAAUUAUUAAUGUCGAAAAAGCCGAGCGAACCAAAAUCUUGGAAAAUGAAGAAGUUAAAAGUUUAAUUAAUGCUUUGGGAUUCAGUGUUAGCGAAGCCACUCAGAACUAUUAUAAUCGUUUUCAAACCAAAUUAGAAACUGGCAUUAACGAAGAGGAAUUAGAAAUACCUGAAGAAUUUGUUUACCAAGAUGAUACAGAGCAAGAGCAAAUAAUUCCGGCUCACACUACGCUUAGUUUGGAACAAGUAAAAACUAUAGUGGAAAAAACUAAACAUGGUUUAUUAAAAAAACUCCGCUACGGAAAAAUAGUGAUUAUGACGGACGCUGAUGCCGAUGGAAAACACAUCGAGUGCUUGGCUUUAACUUUUUUUGUUCGUUAUUUUCAAAAACACCAACAAGAAAAUAAAGGGACUGCUGGGCGUUUGCAACGAUUUAAAGGAUUAGGAGAAAUGAAUCCGCAACAGUUACGAGAAACUACUAUGGCAGUCAAAAAACGCUGUCUUCAUGAAUUACUUUUUCCUCAUCCUCCAACCAUUCAAGAAAUUAUUCAAGAUUUAAUGGGUUCUAAAAGUGAACCACGAAAAAAACGUUUAGAAAGCGGAGAACACAAAAAUGCCCAAUUAACAGUAGUUGAUAAUAAAGUAGAUAUCGGACAAGCCUUAUUAGUUAAGUUUUUGGAUUAUGCCUAUGCCGUAGUAGAAGAUCGAGCCUUACCUCAAUUAUAUGAUGGUUUAAAACCAGUUCAACGCCGAAUACUCUAUACCCUUUAUGAAUUAGGACUUUUACCUAGCAAAGCUCACCGCAAAGCAGCUAAAGUAGUUGGUGAUGUAAUUGGGAAAUACCAUCCUCACGGCGACCAAAGUGUUUACCAAGCAAUGGUCAAAAUGGCUCAAGAUUUUAGUUUUCGCUAUCCUUUGGUUGACGGUCAAGGAAACUGGGGUUCAAGAGAUGGUGAUCCGGCCGCAGCCAUGCUUGAUAACUAUGAUGAAAAUGAAAAAGAACCAAAAAUUUUACCGGCUAAUCUUAAUUUGUUAUUAAAUGGCUCAAGUGGUAUUGCGGUAGGAAUGAGUACUAGCAUUCCACCUCAUAAUUUAGGGGAAAUAGUUGAUACAACAACCGAGUUAAUUAAUAACCCUGACCUCAACACUGAAGAAUUAAUAAACAAUUUUCCCACUGGCGGACAAGUACUAGAACGAGAAAAAUUACAAGAAAUUUACGAAAAUGGUGAAGGUGCCAAAGGCAAAGGAACCAUCUAUAUCCGAGCCAAAGCCGAAAUUACUUCUAGCAAACAGGAGAAAGAAAAAAAAGACCUAAUCAGAAUUACUGAACUACCUUUUAAAGUUAAUAAAUCUAAAUUAAUAACCCAUAUCAAUCAAAUAAUUAAAGAUAAAAAAAUUCCUGGUCUAAAAAAUGUGGCUGACUAUUCCAGUUAUGAAGAAGAAGUAAACAUUCAUUGUCGUUUUGACCCUGACUAUGAUGGAGAAGUAAUUCUUAAUCAAUUAUACAAAAAAACCAAAUUACAAGAUUCAUUUUCUUUCAAAAUGCGAGCUUUGAUUGAUGACCAACCUAAAGUAUUUUCUUUGAAAGAAAUUCUUCAAGGAUUCAUUGAAAAAAGGCUAGAAAACAUUCAAAAAAAAGCUCAAUUUGUUUAUAAUAAAAACCAAAAAGACUUAGUGAAUUUAGAAACCCGACGAUUCAUUAUCGAACAUUACCAAGAAAUUGCCGAAAUAGCCCAAAGUGCUACCUCCGAUGAAGAAAGAAGCCAAAAAAUCAAAAAGCGUUUUUCUCAAGAAAUAAAAGGAUUACAAGAACAGCUGCAAGAGAUCCAAGAUGAAAUCGUUGAUUUACCAGCCGAAAAACCUCGUGAUCCAGAACAAGAAGUCAUUAAUCGUAUUUUAGACACUCCGGCUAGUUUUCGCCAAUUUACUCCCGAAAGAAGAGAAAAAUUACAAAAUGAUAUUAAUGUUUUAAAAGAAAAUAACUCUCAACAACAGUUAUUAAUUACUCAGCAAGAACAAAGAAAGCAAAAACUAAUUCAAGAAUUAGCCGAAUUGAAAAAAGAUUACGCUCACGACCAAAGGAGGACUGUCAUUACUUCGCACGUUCACUCGAUCGCGGAAAGACAAUUAAUUCCUCAUGAAGACCGAAUUGUUUUGCUUAGCCGUUCAGAAAACAAGAAAGAAAAUAAAUUUAAUAAUUACUUAGCUGUCUACAACCUAACUGCCCUAGAACCAACUAACAUUCCAAGCCAAGGAAAAGAAUUAAAAACUCGCGGAGAAAACUGA
Molecule: messenger RNA, 3414 nt
Organism: Entrophospora sp. SA101
Lineage: Eukaryota; Fungi; Glomeromycota; Glomeromycetes; Entrophosporales; Entrophosporaceae
Source: the annotation of a GenBank genome assembly